Heterocephalus glaber (naked mole-rat) is the source of this 4276-nucleotide messenger RNA. RefSeq names its product dynein axonemal intermediate chain 4 (gene Dnai4). The record is from RefSeq and is a predicted model, not a curated record. Gene Ontology annotation, cellular component: axonemal dynein complex. Lineage: Eukaryota; Metazoa; Chordata; Mammalia; Rodentia; Bathyergidae. Gene Ontology annotation, biological process: cilium movement. Gene Ontology annotation, molecular function: dynein light chain binding; dynein heavy chain binding.
CCGGCCCGCGGCGCCGGCGGUUGGGUGCGGGGACUGUGGGCGCGGCCGGGAACGGGUGGACCUUCAGAGCCCCAGCCGGCCACAACCAUGUCCGGCUCUCCGAGCAGCAUCCGCAAGUCUCCGAGCCACUUGAGUAGUACCUUACAAUCAAAGAAGUCUAUUAGCUUUACUGAAAAAGGAAAAGAAACUUUGAAGAAAGGAUAUGCUGGUGCAACUCAAAGCAGAAUGAGUGUGUCAAGAAACUUAUUUAUUUUACCUGAGAUGAAAAUGACAGAAAAAAUGAAUAUUUCCAGUGGCAAGAUAGUACAGGUGCUGGAUAAGAAUGGCGUUGAUGUUACUCCCAGACCUCUUUACUGCCCAGAUCCCCAUGCAGCAAAGCCAAAUAAACUACUGUCAUCUCAAGAAGGCUCACUUGGGUCAGAUUUUAUCGCCUCCUAUAGCAUGUAUCAGAACACAAUAAACCCCAGUGUGAUGGGGCAGUUUACGAGGUCAGUUUUAGGCAGCAGUACAGUUUCUAAGUCAAGUAUAUCAACAACUGAGUCAAUAGCAGGAGACUUAGAAGAACCAUAUAAAGGAGGAAAAUUGGCUAGUUUUACAGACCUACGAGUUAUGAGGGCAGCCCCUGAGACAGUCCUAACAAAAGAAGACCUGGAGAAGAAUGUCGAGAUCCUACUCACAGAGACAGACACACUGCGGUUUUUUGACCUGCCGACAGUGAUGGUCUCUGUAGAAAGUGAAGACGCAGAGAAAGUAACCCAGAGAAAUAAGAAAUAUGAAAUCCUUUGUAAAAAUAGAUUAGGCAAUGAUUUAUAUGUUGAACGGAUGAUGCAGACUUUUAAUGGAGCACCAAAAAAUAAAGAUGUACAGUGUGAUAAAAUCAUAAUGGAAGAUCAAGGCAUAAUGGCCACGACCUGGGAUCUGUAUGAUUCUUACAGUGCUCUAGAACUUUCAUCUUUAGCAGUGAAACGAUCUGCAAUUGAAUCAAGUAGUAAAGCAAGUGUCCUUCCUAGGGAACGGGACCAAAGACUCCUGGGAAGCACUACGGACAAAAAUAGUGAAGCUAGUUCUCUAAUGGAUAUAGAAAAUGUAAUUCUGACUAAAGUCCAUGAGGAUGAAGAAGACCACGCAGAUGCAAUAUUAAAAUCUGACAAAUUUCUUCAGGACUUAUUUUUCAUGGAACGAGUUAUAAUGGAAAAUAUAUUUCAGCCAAAGCUUGCAGCUUACCGCCAGCUUCCUGUUUUAAAAGAACCUGAGCCUGAAGAGCCCAAAGAGUUUUUAGAAGGUGAAAAAGUUGGAGAAGUGGAAGAAGAGGUUAAGAAGGAAGAGGAAGAAGAAAUAGAAAUAAAUGCAGAACAAUCAACAAUACCAGCCAAUUUGGAACGACUUUGGUCUUUUUCCUGUGACUUAACCAAAGGUCUUAAUGUGAGCAGCCUUGCCUGGAAUAAAAUAAAUCCAGAUCUUCUGGCUGUUGGGUAUGGACACUUCGGAUUUAAGGAGCAAAAAAGAGGAUUGGCUUGCUGCUGGUCGAUAAAGAAUCCCAUGUGGCCAGAGCGUGUUUACCCAAGUCCAUAUGGAGUCACAGCUGUGGAUUUCUCCAUUGGAACACCUAACUUGUUAGCAGUUGGCUAUUACAAUGGCACAAUCAUGAUUUAUAACGUGCAAAGCAGCAAUAAUGUUCCGGUUCUGGAUAGCAGUGAAUCACCUCAAAAACAUUUGGGACCUGUUUGGCAACUGCAGUGGAUAGAACAAGACCGAGGAACAACGGGUGAUGACAAAAGAGAAUUCCUAGUUUCCAUAUCAGCAGAUGGAAGAAUCUCCAAAUGGGUUAUACGGAAAGGACUGUACUGCCAUGAUUUGAUGCGGUUAAAACGAACUACGGCUGGCAGCAACGUGAAAGGAGGGGACAAGGAAAAGAAAGGAGAAGCUUUACUAUCACGACAGGCCCCUGGCAUGUGUUUCGCUUUUCACCCCAAGCUGCAGUGGGUUGGGGUGAGACCUAGCCGGUGGAGGCCAGCCAUGACGCUAAGCAUCCCAUGAAAUACCAGAAGCCAGUGUUCUCUUGCUACCCAUCUACCACCCAAACAAUUAUCUGACCCAAAAAGUCAAUAGUACUCAGUUAGAAACACGAGUCUGCUGUCUUCAAACUGUCCUUGGUAUAAGGAACUUGAGAUGAUCACAUGGUCUGUAAAUAAAGACAAUUUUAUUUCUUUGAUUGCCUUUUAAAUUGUUUUCUUGCAUGAUUACAAUGGCUGGAACCUCCAUUACAAUGGUGAAUAGAGACAAGAAAGCAGACAUUCUUUCCAUUACAUUUCUAGUUUUGUUAAAUACUUUUAUCAGGAAUGGAUGUUGGAUUUUGCCAAAUGCUUUUUCUGUAUCUAUUAAAAUGAUACAUACUUUUUCUCUGUAAGCUUGUUAAUAUGCUGACUUGCAUUGAUUAUUAUUUUGAAUGCUUAUUCCUGAAAUAAGCCCCACUUGAUCAUGACUUAUAAUCUUUUUAAUGUGCUAUUGGAUUUUUGAUAUGCUAAAAUUUUGUGUAAAUGUUUGCAUUUUUGUCUGUAAGGGAUAUUGGUAUGCAAUUAUCUUAUGUCUUUGUCUGGUUUUGAUACCAGGGUAAUGCUGACCCCAUAGAAUUGCUUUUUAAAAAGAGAACUUAUGUAAAAUUACCAUUAUCUCUCAUUACACUUGAUGGAAUUAAUCAACCUUCUGAGCCUGGAAUUUUCUUUACAAGGAAAUUUUACCCCAUAAGUUCAAAUUUUUAAUGGCUAUAGGGCCAUUGUGACCAUGUAUUUCUUCUAGAGUCAGCUUUGGUAAUGAGUGUCUUUUAAGAAAUUUGUCUAUUUCUUCUUUUUAAAAAAUUUUUAAUGUGACAUUAAGAAGGGAACAAAUAGGACAGCACAGCACUAUACAGCCUGGGGCUUUCUGAGGAGGUGCAUUUACAUUAAGUCUAACAGGGGACAUAGCUGCCAGAGCCCCCAGAGAGUCUGUUCAUCUGCUGGUGGCCCCAAGACUUAGUCUCAGGCCCCCUCCACUCCUCCCUCUGCCCAUCACCUUCCCUGGCUUCCAUACCACAUGCAAAUAACCUGUUGUCUGCUAGCUGGUUUUCUUCAGCCCAGAACACUUCUCUUGACUUUUUCCCCCAGUACCCACUGCCUUCUGAAGUAUCUCCAUCCAGGUAUUUCAAGGCACCUCAAAGUGCUGCCCACCAAAGCACCUAUCCACUGUCCUAUCCUCACCUAGCAAAACAAAAGAAAACAAAACGCAAAGCCAAACCCCUAAUCCUUUCCUGCGCGCCCAAACUGAGGAGUGGCCCCAUCAUCCACCCACUGUGCAAGCCAGGCUCUUCUGGGAGGCUCAAAAUCACAUCUCUAUUUCCGCCUUGUUUUCAGUCCUUUAGCAAAUCUUGUCAAAUGUACAUCUUUUCGGGCUGGGGAUCUAGAUCAGUGGUUUCACCACCUGCCUCGUGAGCGCAAGGUCCCGAGUUCGAUCCCUGGUACCCCCCCAAAAGUACAUAUUUUCUGCAUCUGUAUUCUUUUCUAAAUUAAAUUUCAGCUACCACCACCCUAGUCCUAGCAGCAGUUGUGGCCAUCUAGGCUUUGGAGUGGUUUUCUAGCUAGCCCCCCAUCUCUCUCUUGCUCACUCUUGACCUAUGGCUCUUUCUCCGUAUUUGAGAGAGAGAGAAAUUAAUUUAAAAGGCAAAUCUGGCAAUCUCACUCCCCCCCACACUAUUAAAAUCUUUCAGUACCUACUUGUGGUCUUUGGAUGAAGGGCAGACUCUCUCACAUGGUCUGUAAGACUCAGAGUGACCUGGGCCUGUCGACCUCACCACACACAAUGGUCUCUCUCUCGCCUCCUCAGGUACAUUUAGUCCUUCACUGCAUGCCAUCUCCUCCUUUACCUGCUUCAUUCCUCCUCAUCCUCUGGGGCUUAGGUCACGUGUCAUUUCUGAGAGGAAGCCUCCCUGGAACCCUGGCCUAAAUCAAAAUCCUCUGACACAUUUUCAUGGUAACAUAUUUAAUGGUAUUAUCACAUGUAUACAGGCUUAGAAUUAAAGAUAAAAUGUAUUAUAUUUGACUGAAAUAUGACCCACUGAAAUAUUAACUUCCAUGAAAACGUGCUGUACUUGAAGGACCCUAGUUAGCAAGACAGACUCCAUAUUGCUGCUGAACAACCUACCUGCCUGGCCUUUAGAUGAACUCAGAAGGAGGAAGCUUAGAAACCUCCUCCUCUUAGAAAGUCCCUUUAGAAAUAACAGUUAAUCCACUAUUGUUUUACAAAU